Molecule: messenger RNA, 510 nt
Organism: Mycena indigotica
Lineage: Eukaryota; Fungi; Basidiomycota; Agaricomycetes; Agaricales; Mycenaceae
Product: GTP-binding protein
Exons: 1
Coding region: 1-510 (169 amino acids)
Source: RefSeq, a predicted model, not a curated record
AUGGACGUUCCUGCUCGUGGGCUGAUCGGCUACAUGGCGGGCGAAUUCGGAAACGAUGUCCACGGCCAGGGCACCCUCAAUCAUACAUUCAAGGCCUACGAACCCUUCAAAGGCGUUAUUGAGACGGGCCGAAACGGCAGCCUCAUCUCUAUGGCUCAGGGCGAGGCCUCCGCAUAUGCAAUUGCUCCUCUUCAAGCACGCGGAAUCAUGUUCAUACCCCCCGGAACGCAAGUCUACUCUGGCAUGGUCAUUGGCGAGUCCUCCAAGUCACUCGACAUCUACGUCAACCCCUGCCAGAAGAAACAGCUCACCAACAUUCGUGCUGCAGGCGCUGACGAGAAGCUUGUCAUUGCCUCGCCGAAAAUAAUGACGAUGGAGGAAAACAUCGCUUACAUGGCCGAUGAUGAGAUGGUCGAGAUCACACCCAAGAAUGUGCGUCUGCGGAAAGCGGAGCUCGACAUGAACAAGCGGAUGAAGUCGAUGAAGGGAAAGCAGGGUGGCAAAAAGUAG